AUGAUACCUCAGUAUAUGUCCGAACACGGUCUUCAAGCCACUCGUAUACAAAACCUCAAAAUGUGCACAAUUCCGUUGUGGAUUUUUUCUUCUUUUGCUGUCAGAAAUGUAAUAACUGACUUCCAUCCAAGUAUCUCAGGAGGUCUUUGGGUUCCAGAUAUGCUUGUGCCUGAUCCAUAUUUCAUUCUGCCUGUUGCUGUGGGAUUAUUCGGAUUUUUGAACUUAUAUUCGCAACGUAAAAUUUACCCUAUGGCGAUGAAAACCUGGAAGACGAAGUCGUACGAUUUUUCUUUGGGCUUUUUCACAUGCUUUGCCAUGGUGAUCAUGUGUCAACUACCAGCGAAGCUCUUCGGCAUCAGUCGACUCCCAACCGAUUCACGAACUCCGUUUAGAGAUCUGUUGCUGUUAAGACCUAAGCAGUCAUGA
Strongylus vulgaris is the source of this 426-nucleotide messenger RNA. NCBI's taxonomy places the organism in Eukaryota, Metazoa, Nematoda, Chromadorea, Rhabditida, Strongylidae. The record is from the annotation of a GenBank genome assembly.